GAUAUAUAUUACUAUUUCCAAUUAACAGCUGUAUCAACCAUCAAUCGUUUCAAUUUUCAGUAGUGAUGGUCUUGCAUCCACUACAUUUUCCAUCCAUUUUCCAUCAUUUGACUCUGUCAAGUACUGGUGAAGGUGGUUUCACGCUGACACACAUCUUCACAAACACGACCGGCAGAACCUCGGACGGACUCGUGAACGAGAGACCCCUGCUGGCGCUGCUGCCCUCGAAUUUUGGAACGUCACCCAGAACCUCUUAGACCCCUUCCCAAUUUUUCAGUAAAUUUGGAUCUGUCCACAUCUUUCCCUGAAGCAUCACUUCCCGAUUCCCCGCAAUCCCCCUCGACCGUCCUCUUGCCACUCUUUGGGAGUGUUUCGGGAGGCUGACUAUCCCACAAUGGCCGACGUUGCGACCGCGAAGCCCAACGGGGCCGGCGAUGCAUCUGCCACCAAGUCCAAGCCCUCGGUGACGAGGGUUGAGAAGCCCGACGACGAUCAGUAUAAGAAGGAUUUGGAGAAGGCCGAGAAGGAGCAUGCGGCCUCGCAAGAGAAAUUGGUGGGUUACGUCCAGCUUUGACGAUGGUCAUCCGUUGGACUCAGUGGCAGUCGCUAAUGUUCAAAUCAGACCAAGAUCAAGGACAAG
This is a messenger RNA of Eremomyces bilateralis CBS 781.70, 640 nucleotides long. RefSeq lists its product as uncharacterized. The record is from RefSeq and is a predicted model, not a curated record. Lineage: Eukaryota; Fungi; Ascomycota; Dothideomycetes; Eremomycetales; Eremomycetaceae. The transcript has a single exon. Bases 395 to 574 code for a protein of 59 amino acids.